Aspergillus clavatus NRRL 1 is the source of this 1659-nucleotide messenger RNA. Its product is annotated as F-box domain protein. NCBI's taxonomy places the organism in Eukaryota, Fungi, Ascomycota, Eurotiomycetes, Eurotiales, Aspergillaceae. Gene Ontology annotation, molecular function: protein binding. The coding region runs from base 1 to 1659 and encodes 552 amino acids. Gene Ontology annotation, biological process: SCF-dependent proteasomal ubiquitin-dependent protein catabolic process. The transcript is spliced from 2 exons. The record is from RefSeq and is a predicted model, not a curated record. Gene Ontology annotation, cellular component: SCF ubiquitin ligase complex.
AUGGGCUUCUUAGACCGGCUUCGCAGGCGCUCCAAAAGCCAUAGCCGUGUGGGGAAUGCCGCCAGCUACGAACAUCUCCGCAUCGCGUCCGAUUCUCACAACCCCAUUCCUCCAGUUCCCUCGCGACGACGACAGCAGGAUUUCACAAGGAACCUCCCCCGACCCGUCCUCGCCCGCAUCUUGGCCUCGGUCUGUCCUCAUGCCGCCGAUCACAGCUAUGCAACCUCGGAAGAGUCCAUGACCGAAGAUGGCUGCAUGCUCUGUGACAUGCGUGACCUGGCUCAUUGUGCGAUGGUGUGCAAGCAGUGGUAUUCGGAAGCUCAAGCUCUACUUUACUCCAAUGUCCGCAUCGACGCCGUCCAUUACUGUGAACUCGAAGUCCUAUUAGCGGCCCGACGAAAGCGCCGUUCCUUCUUUGACCGCAAUGGCGACCCCAUCGAUGCUCCGCAGGCCCGAUUGGAGCUGUUCAUGCGCUCCGUGCGACAAUCAUACGAGCUGGGAGGUCUGGUCUUGUCAUUGCGAAUGCCUUAUAUGACCCGCGAAGCUACCAAGGCGGGUAUCGCUCGCACAGUGUCGGUGUGUCCCAACCUCCGGUAUGUGGACUUGCCGGUGGGUAUAUUCAGUGAUGACCCGUCCUGCUUGGCCUUGAAGCAAGAGCUCAUGGCCCGCUGCCCCGAUAUCCGCCGCAUGAGCUACCGCCACGGCGCCGAAGGGAGCUUCUCUCAGUUACCGGGCUCGCAGCGAUGGAUGAACUUGGAGAUUUUAGAGCUGUCACGCUUGCAGAUCGAGCCCAGCAUUCUGCGCUUCGCUCUGGGCUCGUUUCCUCGCCUCCGCGAAUUGACCCUAGAGGAGCUCCCCUGGCUUGAUGACUCCGCCUUUGCGCAGACUCAAUCCCUGCCUCCCUUCCCAGCCGUACAACGGCUCACCCUUCGAGACACCCCGAACGUCACGGCAAGCGGGCUUGCCGCGUUCUUUGCCCUCCCCAUCAAUCGCAAAUCUCUCCAGUUCCUGACCCUCUCGUCCACGGGAGUGCUCCCCUCCGCUCUGUAUCAGAUUCUCUCUUCGGCACCAAAUCUCCAGGGACUCUCAGUCAUCCAGGAAGUCUCGCGAUCCUUCCCUACCGAGCAGAUACCACCGUUGACAUCUACCUCGCUGAGCAUGUUGCAUUACGAAAUCACUUCGUCGAACUCAUCGUUCGGCCUGCCCCCGGUUGCAGGCUCAUACUACACCUAUUUGAUUUCCUCUCUCAUGACCAAUGCUCUCCCGGCUUUGCGCGAUCUCUACGUUCGCGAUGCCAGCUUCCCGGAGGCGUUGUUACUCGCCCCUCCGCCUCGGCUUUUCGGAAGAGGUGAACGCGGACCACAAUCUUUCGGCGGUGGUCUCUCACAGCCGCUUAAUGUAUACAGCAAAGGCCUGGAUGAACUGGAGUGGAACUUCACGCCGUACGAACCACCCCAGACGCGAGGCCGACGGGACAGUACUACCCGGCCGGUGAGCCUCCAUGAUGCGCAACUAAGUCGGACUUGGGGUGGUGAUGCGCGCAAGAGUGUGCUUGUCGGAAACGGUUUUGGCGGCUUCUUGGCGAUUCCUGUAAAUGAAGAGCGUCCCAAGAGCAGCGGAGGUUGGAGGCGUGACAGUCGAGGAGACUUGUGGCGGUAA